AUGGCCGUCGUUGCUUCCAAAGCCGCAUGCCAAAUAGACAAAAGUCCGCUGGAUGAUGACUUCCGCUGCGAGGGGGGCAAUCUCAGGGGCGGCGGCUCGGAUCAAUCGGACACUUGCCUGGCCAUUUCGAGAUCAAUCUUCAAGCCCAUCGUCGCCGCCGCCGCCGCUAUCGCCGCCGCCGCCGCCGCCAUGACGACCCCGCCUCCCCCCGCCGCUGCCGUCGCCGACGCCCCCGCCGACGCUACCGCCGUUGCCGCCGUCAAGGACGGCGACAAGAAGAAGAAGAAGAACAAGAAGAAGAAGGGCAAUAGGUCCAUCCGCUCGGAGUGCGGGCGGUGUGGCAAGUGGCACUCCGGGGAGUGCCGCUCUGCGGGUUGCCCCGGCUCCGGCUCCGGCUCCGAACCCCGGCCCCGCCCCGGCCCCGACCACCACCACCACCACCAUCACCACCACCUCCGCCGCCGCCCACCGCCGCCGCCGCCGCCGCCGCAACGGGGGUGGGAGCAAUCACCCCACCCCGACAAGAAGGCCAAGGCCAAGGAGGAGGAGAAGGAGAAAAAAGGGGAGGAGAAGCCUGGCGCCGGCAAGACGGCCUGA
Purpureocillium lilacinum is the source of this 597-nucleotide messenger RNA. RefSeq lists its product as uncharacterized. Lineage: Eukaryota; Fungi; Ascomycota; Sordariomycetes; Hypocreales; Ophiocordycipitaceae. The record is from RefSeq and is a predicted model, not a curated record.